Molecule: messenger RNA, 4789 nt
Organism: Helicoverpa zea (corn earworm)
Lineage: Eukaryota; Metazoa; Arthropoda; Insecta; Lepidoptera; Noctuidae
Gene: dx
Product: protein deltex
Exons: 10
Coding region: 323-2026 (567 amino acids)
Biological process (GO): protein ubiquitination; Notch signaling pathway
Cellular component (GO): nucleoplasm
Molecular function (GO): ubiquitin protein ligase activity; zinc ion binding
Source: RefSeq, a predicted model, not a curated record
CAGUGCCAGUUCAUAACUGUCACUUCAGAUAAUUUACUCUCAAUAAAAUUGGUUUCGUUUAAUCAGUAAUUAGUUAAUAACGCUUUAAGAGGAAAACCCUUCAGUGCAUAAAGAAUUUGAGUGGAAACUUGGAAAAAUGUGUUUUAAGCUAUUGCAAACAUUACCUUCUCACAGGAAGGAGACAUUAUGACCAGUAGCAAGUGGUCGUUGUUUAUAGUUAUUCUUUAGGAAAUGUAAUCGAAUACUCAAAUAUCACGUAGCAGUCGGCCAAUACGGAUUGUUUGGAUGAUUUAGCGACAACAUCCCGAUGUCAUAAGAGAAGAUGUCAGCAGUGCACUGUGUAGUGGUGUGGGAGUGGCAGUGCAAUGGACAGUGGCUGCCGCACACUCCCGGCGUCACUCGGACACUGGAGCGAGCACAUGCCAAAAAACUGACAAGGGUGGUGCUCGCUGAUGCUGAUCCCGCACUCAGAGGACAUUACGUGAACCUCAGAACACUUACACAGUGUCUAGAUACACCAGAGGGUGGGAGUGCAGAAUGUCACGUGCGUCGGUCGUGCUACGGCGUGACGUCGCCCGCCGGCCGCGGCCUGCGCUGGGAGUGGGCGCCCUUCGUGUCGCCGCCGCUCGGGGGAGAGCUCAACUAUGAACCGUUGCCUAUGGAGGUGCAGUGCCUGCUGGAGGAGGCGCGGGCGCGGGGCGCGGAGUCGGCGGCGUUCGAGGGCUGGGUGGCGUCGCUGCCGCGCAUGACGGCGCGCGGGCCCGGCCUCGCGCUGCUGCGCCGCGCCGCCACCCCGCCCUACCCGCGGGCGAGGCUGCCGCCGCCGCACCCGCCGCCGCCGCCUGAACGACAGCCUAUAGACGGUCGUCGCCCUCACAUUCCGCAGCAGCACACGGGCUCCAGCGUGCACUCGGUACAGUCCGUGCAGUCGAGCCACUCCGCGCAGUCGGCCCAGUCGAGCCAGUCAGCGGGCCCGGCGCCCGCCAGCACCACCAUGCCGCGGCAGGGCGCCCGCAGUGCCUCGCCGCGGGACAGGAAGCCUGGCCUUGCUAGACAGAUAUUGCAUAACUUGAAUAUUUUUGGUCACAACAACAAGCAGUCCCCCCCAGCGGCCAGCAGCGCGCACAGCGAGGAGCUGUCGGAGGAGCAGCGCCACACCGACACCGAGUGCAGCAGCACGCGCUCGGGCCGCCGGCACAGCGUCGACACCGUGUCCACGUACCUCAGCCACGAGAGCAAGGAGAGCUUGCAGCAAGCGUCAGUAGGCGAGCUGCUGAACUGCAGCGGCAGCAGCGACGACGUGUUCGAGCCUGCGCCGCCGCCAGACCUGCCCGCUAACGAUGGCACCAUUGUCGGCGUGGACGCCGACGCGGCCGCCGUGUGCGUGUGGGUGCGCGCGGCGCCGUGCCCGCAGUGGGGCGCGCUGUGCCCCGCCUGCAUGGCGCCGCUCGACGCCUGCGCCGCGCCGGCCGUGGCGCUGGCGCACUGCCAGCACCUGCUGCACCUGCACUGCCUCAACGCGCAGCUGGAGCGCCAGCGCGCCGCCGCCGUGCCGCUGCACAUCGAGUGCCUCGUGUGCGGCCGCCGCUACGGCCGCGCCGCGCCGCCGCCCGCGCCCGCCCAGCCGCGCGGCAGCAUGGCCUGGGCGCUGCAGCCCGCCGCGCUGCCGCAGCACCCGCACACCACCUCCUCCAUACUCGUCACAUACAACUUCCAGUCAGGGCGACAGGGUCCGCAGCACCCAGAGCCGGGCGCUCCAUACUACGCGGUGGGCUUCCCGCGACACUCGCUGCUGCCCGACACACAACUCGGUCGACAGGUGCUGUCGGCGCUGCGCGCGGCGUGGGAGCGCGGGCUGCUGUUCGCGCUGAGCACGUCGCAGACCACGGGGCGCGAGCACGUGGUGGCGUGGCGCGUGCCGCCGCCGCCCUCCGCGCCGCAGCACUACGCGCCGCCCGCACACCCCGAGCGCCUGCUGCGCCACUCGCUCGCACGACUCACGGCGCUUCUGCCACACCAGGAUUGAGCCGCCCUGCCCCCGCCUCCCGACACUACGUGCCACCCUCCCACCCUGAUCGAAGCCUCAUAAGCCUAUGUAAGUCUUCUUGCUAACAAUACAAAACGUAGUAUAUCGUGACAAGCUCGUUAGAGACACUCCUGGUCCACGCGGGGAACGGCAUGUAGGCAGCGGUGGUGAUGGUAUGAGCGUUACUGGGUCAUCUGACAGGACUGUCAGUGAUAGGUCAUCACCAUGCACCCGAUUUUAUUCUUUAAUUUCAAGUUAAAUAUUUUGCAAUUCAAACAUCAUUCCCCAGUAGUAGGGCAGAAAGAAAUAUUAUGUAUGAAGUGUGAAGCCAUUUCAUAUUGAAUGUAUUGUAUUAACCAGUUUUAGCUAAUUCAAUACGUAUGUGAGUACAGUUCUAAGGUUGUAGAUGAGAUUAUGAAUAUUUUCAAUAUGACAUUUUUGUCAUCACUUCACAUUGAAAUUAGUUUCAUGAAGGAACUGUGAACAACCCUUUGUAACGUCCUGCUUGCGUAUUGAAUGCACACGAAAUUAAAUACUCCCUAACGAACGAACGAAUGGAAUUGACUGAAUACGGAAUUGAUAUACGUAAAUACAUUAUUUUUAUAAGCUUAUUAUACAAACGAAUAUUUAAGUCCCCGAGACCACUGUUAUUCAAAUGCUACAAACAUUUGAAAUCGACUUGAAUAUAGAGCCAUGACAACGAAAGCUAGUAUAUUAGAGAUAGUAUUGUUAUAGUUAUGACAUAGUUAUAUUUACAUACAUCUAUAAUAUUUUACCCAUUUUGUGGGUAGGAUAUAUCUCAGACAAUCUGUCUUCCAGAUAAUGUAAUGUGUCUUCCUAUUUAUGUAUUAUUCCUAAGAGACUGAUAUGUAUUAUAUCUCUAUGUUAUACAAGUAUUAUAUUAGGUUAUAUAAAUAUAUCGACAAAUGGGUAUUAAUCAUGUUCAUACAUAAGACAUAUGCAUUUAUUGUACCUUAUAUCACAAUAUUGUUGUUUAAUUUAUGCCCAUUGCCUAAGAACAUACGCCAUCGUAUUAGGCAUUUUAUCAAUAAGCUUUUAGUUAUUCAAAUAUAGUUUAAGUUUUUGGUCAAUUCUAAAAUGAUACUCAAAAGUGGAUCUUAAAACUAUAUGUUAAAGCAUAUAUUUAAAAGCUUUUGAGGGAGUUUUCAAUAUAGAUCUACCCUUGAGUAUUGUUUUAGAACGUAGACAUGAAAGUCUUGCCAGUUAGAUGGAUAUUAGUUAUUGCCACACGUGUGAAGAUGGCGCUAGUAUCGCUCGGCUCAUUCAGCUCGUCUGUACACUAUGAAAGAAGAAUAUUUCAAUACAUACAUUUUCAAACAUCGUUAAUGAAGGCUGAGUAACCAUGUCACUGUAAUUUAUUUGGUUAUUUAUGACAGAAAGAUUUUGAAAUGAAGUAAUGAAGUGAUAUAUCGACUGCAAGCAAGCAAUACCUCCUAUCUGACAUUUUUGUUACAAAAAACUCGUAUCUACUAUUAACUACCCUUAUACUCAAAAUAAAAAGAAAAAAACUUUAUUAAUCGAUACUAUCCGUAAAAAAAGAAAACUUCGAUUUUCAGUAUCUCAUUAUACCUUGGAAUAAGGAUAUUAUUAAGUUUUAUUGUUCCCCUUUAAAAUCCACCCGGAGUCAGAUAGGAGGUAUUGCUUGCUUGCAGUCGAUAUUACAAAUGAUAUAGUAUUCGAAUUUAGAUAUAUAUCUAUAUGUAUAAAGUCAGGAAUGAGGACAAUAGCGCCAUCUAGGAUCACGACGCUCAAUCUCCACUGUGCCUUAGUAGAUUAGACAAGAAUUCCAUAGUUUUUAGAUAACUGCUUUAGGAAUAUUUAGUAGAUUGUUCGAAUGCCGCAUAUUACCUUUCCAAACUGAAUUUAGUAUUUUGUUAUCAUUGGCAACUAUUUUUAAAACAUUUGAUUAUUUGUGUAUAAGUAAUAAGUUAAUAUGCAUUUAAAUGUUAUUCUAAAAUAACAUAGUAGUUGUUGAGUUGAUAAGUUUUCCAAUGUAAACGCAAUAGUUUUAUGUUAAUUUACUCGAAUAUUGUCUAUAGUGUAGUACAUAAUUAUAAAUAUUGAUUAAUGUAAUAUGUCUUCCGAUGUAACAUUCUUCCAAUAAGCUUUACUAUUAUAGUUAGUUUUAGACAUCCAGCUAUUAUUUACAAAUAUUAUGUUUAGAUAGAAUGCUUUAUGCCAGUUAAUAAGGCUUGUAAAAUCAAUUUAACAUUAUAAUUUAUGUUCGACCAGGUAUUUACACAAAAAGUUUUAAUUAAAAAGAUUAUAAAACUAGCCGUUUUCCAGCGGUUUCACCCGCGACUCCUGGGAACUACUGUUACUCGGGAAGAGUGUAGUGACCAACAGUGAAAGAAUUUUUUGAAUGGGUUCACUAGUGUUGAAACAAAUAAUGUUUCCUCUUCAUUAUAUUAGUAUAGAUUAAAAAGACAUAGUAAUACAUUCCUUAAAAAUGCUCGGAACUAUAAAGUUAAUUUAAUUAAUUCCUAGUAAAAAAAAAGUUGUUUCUCAUAUUUUCGAACAAAUAAUGAUAUUGUCAUCAUCUCUUAUAUAAUUUGUUGGUUCGAUGCAAUAUCGUUGAGUAAAUACUGGUUGUCUGUGAGCUGAGGCUGCGCCCGCGCCGCCCGACGCGACUGCUUGCCAAAGUUCAACACUCGCGCAAUCUUCGUGCUUACGUGUUGUGUUUACAUUGAUAGCGAGAGAUAUUAUACUGUUUAUUUUUAAAUAUACUUAUUUAUAAACAAA